Molecule: messenger RNA, 4266 nt
Organism: Striga hermonthica
Lineage: Eukaryota; Viridiplantae; Streptophyta; Magnoliopsida; Lamiales; Orobanchaceae
Source: the annotation of a GenBank genome assembly
AUGGUGGUGGCUGCUCAUCUGGAAUCAAUGGCGUCGGAGGAUGGGACGAAAAGUAGCAAAAAUAAAAUAGUUCCUGCAUCUAAGAAAAAAAUGGCAACUGACAAAAAACAACGAAAGAGGUCUGCUUCUCAGAUUGCUGAGAACCCUGCCGUUUCUCGUAAAUUGCCCAAGCGUGCUGCGGCGUGUUUGGAUUUCAAGGAGAAGUCUUGUCGUAUAUCUGAAAAAGGUUCAGUUCUCGAAACAAAAAAAGAUCAAGUCGUUGAAGAAGAACUCAUUGCUGUUCGUCUGACUGCUGAACAAGAGGAUGGUCGCCCAUGCAGGCGGCUCACUGAUUUCAUCUUCUAUAAUUCAGAAGGAGUUGCGCAGCCUUUUGAAAUGCUUGAAGCGGAUGAUAUCUUUAUCACUGGACUCAUCUUACCGCUUGAGGAAAGUUCUGACAAGGAGAAAGCGAAAGGAAUUAGAUGUGAAGGAUUUGGUCGAGUCGAGGAAUGGGCCAUAUCUGGUUAUGAAGAGGGAACCCCAGUGAUAUGGGUUUCAACAGAGUUGGCUGAUUAUGAUUGCUUGAAACCCUCUGGAAGCUACAAGAAGUUCUAUGACCAUUUUUAUGCAAAAGCUAGUGCCUGUGUUGAGGUUUAUAAGAUACUGUCCAAGCCAUCUGGAGGUGACCUAUGCGUUGAUGAGCUGUUUGCUGUGCUUGUGCGUGCAAUGAGCGGGAUGAAGUGCUUCUCGAGUGGUCUAUCUAUCAGGGAUUUUAUUGUUUCCCAGGGUGAUUUCAUCUAUAACCAGCUUAUAGGUUUGGACGAGACCUCGAAGAAUGAUAUGCAAUUUGCUGAGCUGCCCGUUCUUGCUGCCCUUAGAGAUGAAAGCAGCAAGUUGGAUAUUGAUAAACCUCUGCCUGAUACUCUUUCAGGUAACCUGAGAAUAGGUCCAAAAUGUGGCGACGAAAAUGCGACUUGUCCAGCAGAAGAAGAUGAAAAUUUGAAAAUGGCGAGGGUGUUGCAGGAAGAAGAACGUUGGCGCUCUAUGAAGCAGAAGAAAGGCCGUGGCUCAAACUCCUCGUCCAGCAAAUACUACAUCAAGAUCAAUGAGGAUGAAAUUGCCAAUGACUAUCCCCUACCUGCCUAUUAUACAACGUCAAAUGAAGAAACUGAUGAGUAUAUAAUAUUUGAUGGUGGCGUAGAUGUGCUGAACAUUGAGGACUUGCCCCGGAGCAUGUUGCACGACUGGGCUUUGUACAAUUCGGAUUCUCGAUUGGUCCCAUUGGAGCUCCUUCCCCUGAAACCUUGUGAUGAGAUUGAUGUGACCAUAUUUGGCUCGGGUGUAAUGAGUGCUGAUGAUGGAUCUGGAUACAUCUGUGAUGGCGAUUCUGCUUACUCUUCAAGUGGUUCUGAUGCUCCUGCUGUUGAAGGGAUCCCAAUUUUCUUGAGUGCAAUCAAAGAAUGGGUGAUUGAAUUUGGGUCCGCAAUGAUUUCGAUUUCUAUACGGACUGAUAUGGCCUGGUAUAGGCUUGGUAAACCUUCAAAGCAAUAUGCUCCAUGGUAUGAGCAAGUCCUGAAAACAGCAAGGCUUGCAAUAAGUAUCAUUACUUUGCUGAAAGAGCAGAUUCGUGUGGCAAGACUCUCUUUCGCGGAUGUUAUCAAGAGAAUCUCUGAUUUUAACAAAGACAAUCCAGCUUUUAUAUCAUCCAACUCAGUGCUGGUAGAAAGAUAUGUGGUUGUGCAUGGCCAGAUUAUUCUGCAGCAGUUCUCAGAGUAUCCUGAUAAGAACAUAAAAAAGUGCCCAUUUGUGAUUGGACUCACCCAGAAAAUGGAAGAGAAACACCACACGAAAUGGCUUGUCAAGAAAAAGAAGUUCCUGGAGAGGGAUGAACAAAACUUGAAUCCAAGGGCCGCUAUUGUGCCUGUUGUGUCCAAAAGGAAGGCUAUGCAGGCAACUACAACGAGGCUAAUCAACAGAAUAUGGGGUGAGUAUUAUUCCAAUUACUCGCCUGAGGAAUCAAAUGAAGGAACCCAAUGUGAAGUAAAAGAAAAUGAAGAUAACGAAGAGCAGGAGGACAACGAGGAGGAUGAUACUCUUGAGAAGAAAUUGUUAGAACAGGAGAAAACUCAGACACCUAGUCCCUUGCCAAGGCAGACAAAGUCCCGUUCAGGUAGCAAAGAAGUAAAGUGGGAUGCGAAAUCUGAGGGAAAAUUAUCUACCGGUGAGUCUUUAUAUAGAAAGGCAAUAGUCCAUGGCGAUGAAAUUGCAGCUGGUGGGGCUGUUCUUGUGCAAAAUGAUGAAUCAGAUGAAUUCCCAACAAUUUAUUUUGUUGAAUACUUGUUUGAAAAGUUGGAUGGGAAGAAAAUGUUACAUGGGAGAAUGAUGCUACGAGGCUGCCAAACUGUGCUUGGAAAUGCUGCAAACGAAAGGGAGGUAUUUUUGACAAAUGAAUGUGAGGACUUCCUACUGGAAGAAGUCAGGCAGAGUAUAAGUGUUGAAAUAAGAUCAAUUCCUUGGGGUCAUCAGCACAGGAAAGCAAAUGCAGAUGCUGAUAAAGUUGAUCGAGCAAGAGCAGAAGAAAGGAAGAAGAAGGGGCUGCCUACUGAGUAUUACUGCAAAAGCCUGUAUUGGCCAGAGAGAGGUGCAUUCUUUACCCUUCCAUAUGGGUCGAUGGGACUUGGAUCCGGCUUGUGUGGGGCUUGCCGAGCAAAGGAAGCUAAUGAUAACAAGGAAAAGUUUGAAUUGGAUACAUCACUGACAAGUUUCAUGUACGGAGGAACUAAAUAUUCUAUUGACGACUAUGUCUACUUGAGUCCUUACUACUUUUGUUCAGAAAGAGAAGCUGAAAUUUUCAAGUCCGGGAGGAAUGUAGGACUAAAGGCAUAUGCUAUAUGCCAGCUGCUUGAAAUUUGUGAUGUUAAGCAUCGCAAACAGAGUGAUGCCAGUUCAGUGGAGGUCAAGGUCAGAAGAUUUUUCAGGCCAGAGGACAUAUCAUCUGAGAAGGCCUACUCAUCGGAUAUAAGGGAGGUCUAUUAUAGUGAGGAGAUGCAUACGAUACCAGUUGAAGUGAUUGAAGGAAAGUGCGAGAUCAGAAAAAAGAAAGAUCUCGGAUCUCAAGAUGUCACUUUUACAUAUGACCAUGCUUUCUUUUGUGAAUAUAUGUACGAUCCUUCUAGAGGAUCUCUUAAGAAGUUGCCGUCAAAUAUCAAGAUUAAGUAUUCAACAGAGCAGUUGAAUGAUGAUACUAAAUCUAGGAAGAGUAAGGGGAAAUGCAAAGAAGGCGAGGUUGAUUCAGAAGUUGUAAAACUCAAAGAAGAAUCUCAGGGACAACGCUUGACUACAUUAGAUAUUUUUGCUGGCUGUGGUGGCUUAUCUGAGGGACUAGAGCAUUCUGGUGUUUCUGUAACAAAAUGGGCUAUCGAGUAUGAAGAGGCUGCUGGAGAUGCAUUCAGACUCAAUCAUCCUGGAUCUUUGGUAUUUGUAAACAAUUGCAAUGUCAUCCUGAGGUAUAUAUUUCUUGUAAUAGUUCCACAGUCUCGAAAGAGAGCAUUUAUAUGGGCGGCUUCUCCUGAACAGCUGCUUCCAGAGUGGCCUGAGCCGAUGUAUGUCUUUGCUGCACCUGAGCUGAAAAUCUCAAUGUCAAAGAAUCUGAACUAUUCGGCUGCUAAGAGUACUACAAAAGGAGCUCCAUUUCGCUCUCUUACUGUCAGAGAUACAAUUGGGGAUCUUCCUCCUGUGGGCAAUGGUGCAUCAAACACAAGUUUACAGUAUCAAGGUGAGCCUAUAUCAUGGUACCAGAAGAAAAUCCGAGGUAGCAUGGCCACAUUAAUUGACCACAUCUCAAAGGAAAUGAAUGAGCUUAACCUAAUCAGGUGUCAGAAAAUCCCCAAGCGUCCCGGUGCUGACUGGCGUGAUCUUCCAGAUGAAAAGGUGAAAUUAUCAACUGGACAAGUAGCUGAUUUGAUACCAUGGUGCUUGCCUAAUACUGCCAAGAGGCACAAUCAAUGGAAAGGACUGUUUGGAAGGUUGGAUUGGGAGGGUAAUUUCCCAACUUCUAUAACUGACCCACAACCGAUGGGCAAAGUUGGAAUGUGCUUUCAUCCUGAACAAGACAGGAUUGUUACUGUUCGUGAGUGUGCACGCUCUCAGGGUUUUCCUGAUAGCUACAAAUUUUCUGGUACCGUUCUUCACAAGCACAGACAAAUUGGAAAUGCUGUUCCUCCUCCACUAGCUUAUGCACUGGGAAGAAAACUGAAGGAGGCAGUUGAGGGCAAAAGCAAUUGCUAG